AUCCCUGAUAAGGUAGCAGAAGAAGCUUUGGAACACGUGGAGCGACCACAGCUGCUGCUUCCAUGAGAGACGGCCAUAGGACGGGAGAUCAUAUAUAGAUCGCUUAUAAAAAGGAAGCUGCAUGAGGCUGCUGGCUGUCAUCUCGUUCAGAACUAACGGAGAGAUUACUUUUUUAUAUAUAUGUUUACCGAUCGACGUAGUUUAUGCAGUUAAUUAAGAUUUUCUUUAGCUAAGCUAGCUAGCUAGCUGCUCCAUAUCAGUUUGUUUUCCGUACGUGGAAGAAGGAGGUUCCGCAGAGCAAUCAUGGCUGACGCCGUGCUCCUGGGAGGAGGGAGUCGAGAGGAGAUCGUCCUCGUCGACAUCGUCGACGACGGCGAUGGUCAUCAGGAUGUGCCGGCGGUGCGGCGGCAGGACUCUCUGUACGUCGACGCGACGAGGGCCGGCGGAGCGAACCACCGUGGAGGCCAGGAGAGCUGGGCGAGGACGAUGAGGCUGGCGUUCCAGUGCGUGGGGAUACUGUACGGCGACAUCGGGACGUCGCCGCUGUUCGUGUACUCGAGCACCUUCAAGGACGGCGUCCGCCACCGGGACGACCUGCUCGGCGCGCUCUCCCUCAUCAUCUACAGCUUCGCCCUCUUCACCAUCGUCAAGUACGUCUUCAUCGCCCUCCGCGCCAACGACGACGGCGACGGUGGAACGUUUGCACUUUACACGCUGAUAAGUCGGCACGCGAAGGUGAGCCUGAUCCCGAACCAGCAGGCGGAAGACGAGCUCGUCUCCGGCAAGCACAACGCCGGCAAGCCGCAGGCGACGCUGAGGAGAGCGCGGUGGAUGAAGGAGUUGCUGGAGACCAACAGAGCCGUCAAGAUCUGGCUAUUCCUUCUCACCAUCCUCGCCACCGCCAUGGUCAUCAGCGAUGCCGUCCUUACACCCGCCAUUUCAGUUCUGUCUGCAGUUGGUGGGCUGAAAGAGAAAGCACCGAAUCUGACAACAGAUGAAAUAGUGUGGAUCACGGUGGCUACAUUAGUGUUUCUGUUUGCGAUCCAGCGGUUUGGCACAGACAAAAUUGGGUACUUGUUUGCGCCCAUCAUACUCCUGUGGUUGCUGCUCAUUGGGGGUGUUGGGAUCUACAACACCAUCAAGUUUGACACCGGUGUGCUGAGGGCCUUCAAUCUCAAAUACAUCAUCGACUAUUUCCGAAGGAACAAGAAGGAUGGAUGGAUCUCUCUCGGUGGCAUACUCCUAUGCUUCACAGGUACAGAAGCUCUGUUUUCUGAUCUAGGAUACUUCAGCAUUAGGUCGAUUCAGCUAAGCUUCAGCUUUGGCCUGGUCCCUUCAGUGUUGCUCGCCUACAUUGGGCAAGCGGCAUACUUGAGAGAACAUCCAGAGCAUAUAGCCAACACUUUUUACAGAUCAACUCCAAAUGUGAUGUUUUGGCCAACGUUCAUCCUGGCAGUUGCUGCAUCCAUCAUUGGAAGCCAAGCCAUGAUAUCUUGCGCCUUCGCGACUAUUUCACAUCUGCAGACACUCGACUGCUUCCCUCGAGUUAAGAUACUUCACACAUCAAGGCAAUAUUCAGGACAACUGUAUAUUCCAGAAGUGAACUUCCUGCUUUGUGUGGGUGCUUGCCUUGUAACAAUUUGUUUCAAGACAACCGUUAUCAUUGGAGAAGCCCAUGCAAUAUGUGUGGUCCUUGUGAUGAUCAUCACAACACUCCUGUUGACAAUAGUGAUGCUCCUAGUGUGGAAGGUCAGCAUAUGGUAUGUCGCACUCUUCUUCAUCGUCUUCAUGUCAUCGGAGUCAAUCUACCUGUCAGCAGUCCUGUACCAGUUUGUGCACGGUGAGUACGUGCCUGUGGCUAUGUCAGUGGUGCUGAUGAUCGUGAUGGCUGUCUGGCACUACGUGCAUGUGAAGAGGUAUGAGUUUGAGCUCGAGCACACCGUGCCCCGCGACAAGGUGAAAGAGCUCUUAGAGCGCCGUGACAUACAGAGGGUUCCUGGAGUAGGGCUCUUCUACACCGAUCUGGUGCAGGGCAUACCCCCGGUGUUCCCUCACCUCAUCGAGAAGAUCCCUUCCAUCCACUCCGUGCUCAUCUUCGUCUCCAUCAAGCACCUCCCGAUCCCAUCGGUCGAUAGGUCAGAGCGGUUCAUCUUUAGACAUGUCGACAAAGAGGAGUACAAGGUGUUCCAGUGCGUGGCUCGCUACGGCUACCGGGAUCCCGUGGAGGAGGCCAAGGACUUCGUUGAUGCACUUGUUGAGAACCUUCAGUACUACAUACGAGAUGUUAACUUCUAUGCUAUGGGUGGUGAGCAGAUGUUCCGGACCACCAGCUACGCCAGUUCUGUUGCUGAUAGCUCUGCCAGCUAUGAGAAACACUCUGGGCAUGCAGUGUAUGCAGAGGAGAUGCUUACACCAGCCGAAUCCUUCUCCGAGCACACAAAGCAGCUUAGUGGUAGGAGCAAGCAUUUCAAACAAUUUCAGGUAGAGAAUAUGAACAUGGAAAAGAUUGAGAAGAUCCAACAGGAGCAGCAGGCCAUCCUUAGAGAGAUGGAAAAUGGUGUGGUGUACAUAUUUGGUGAGAGCGACAUGGUGGCGAGACCUCACUCCUCACUCUUGAAUAAGAUCAUUGUCAAUUAUGUAUAUUCUUUUCUUAGAAAGAACUGUAGAAAUGGCGAGAAGAUGUUAUCUAUUCCUCGUAGCCAAGUUCUAAAGGUUGGAAUCGCAUAUGAGAUAUAAGAAUAUGUAUAAGAUAGAGAUGCAUGGUUGUUGAUGUUGUUCACAUAACAUUGUUGUAACGGUUUUUUUUAAUUCUAACAUGAAUCAUUGCAACGAUGGGCUAUAAUAUUUAAAUGGCAUAAAACUAUCAAA
Molecule: messenger RNA, 2868 nt
Organism: Oryza brachyantha (malo sina)
Lineage: Eukaryota; Viridiplantae; Streptophyta; Magnoliopsida; Poales; Poaceae
Product: potassium transporter 27
Exons: 10
Coding region: 304-2736 (810 amino acids)
Biological process (GO): potassium ion transmembrane transport
Cellular component (GO): membrane
Molecular function (GO): potassium ion transmembrane transporter activity
Source: RefSeq, a predicted model, not a curated record